AUGGUCGGCAAGUCCAUACGCCAGAAACGCAAAGUGAGGCACCGCAGUCAGAGCCUCAGUUCUCCGACAAUAUUACUGAAGGGCCCCAAUCGACGUGCACCAAAGCGACGAAAGCUUCGUGACAGUGACUCACAGAACGUGGAAGGCUGUUAUUACGCUUGUGAGGACCAAGGCUAUCACGUCGAUCCAGACGUCCACGUUGGUCGUGAGGCUGUCCUCAAGGGAAACAAGUACUGGCCCUUAGAUAAAGACGUCACAGACCCAACAGUGAAUAUCGCAGAGUCGCCGCCCUUCGCUGGACUCCCUGAACCUCUGCCUGGCCCAGACACCAAGAGAGGCUCGGUCAUCGUCAAGAGAAUGCAGCUACAUGGCAGUCCUCAAUUGGACCUCCUCACCGGGUCUGUCUCCCUGCCGGAGCCCUCGCUUCCCACGACACCUGACGCCACACCUAGAGUCAAGAUGCCUUAUGGGGAUGAGCCGUCUUCUACGAACAAUAGUCCUUCACGAUGCAGUUCUGGCUACACCGGUAGCCUCGAAUUCCCAAGUCCUUUGUUUUACCAUGAUGCGCAACACGGAUAUAUCCCUCCCUCGGACACUGUCCACCCAGCCUGGGGAAUUCCGUAUUUCGAGUACGCGUGUGGCCAGGCCCAACCAGAGCCGGAUUUCGUCAGCUACCGGUCCAUGCCGGCUGCUCCUCAGACAAGACCUCCGCUUUUCGAGCGUCAGGAGAGUCUAGGCCUGGCGCUUUGUGCCCCUGCGUCGUCAAAACAUAGGCUAGAAGAAAGCUGCAUCUCAGAUGAGAGCCAUGACACUUCCACACAUGGUUGUCCAUUGCCUCCACUGUUGGACUGCUCGGACUGCGGGGAGACGCAGGUCACCCUUCCCUGCGGUCCAAGCAAUACAGACAGCGUCGUCGACUGGCAACCAAACAUCUCUAACGAUCCCGAAUGGCCAUCAACUGGGGAUUUCGUGGCACGCAGGUGCUUCUACCACGUAGUAGAUCGACCCUAUCAGCCUCUCAGCACAGAUUUUGACCUGGACGAUCCAGAACCGUCAUAUUCUGGCGAUUUCGUGGCGCGCAGACGUUUCUACCACGUGGUAGACCGGCCACUUUAUUUCCCUGGCACGGGUGAUAACCUGGUCGAUCCCGGGCCGUCAUGCACCGGGGAUUUCGUGGAACGCAGCGCUUCUAUCACGCGGUAG
Molecule: messenger RNA, 1203 nt
Organism: Cladophialophora carrionii CBS 160.54
Lineage: Eukaryota; Fungi; Ascomycota; Eurotiomycetes; Chaetothyriales; Herpotrichiellaceae
Exons: 2
Coding region: 1-1203 (400 amino acids)
Source: RefSeq, a predicted model, not a curated record